Drepanopeziza brunnea f. sp. 'multigermtubi' MB_m1 is the source of this 1002-nucleotide messenger RNA. RefSeq lists its product as uncharacterized. Lineage: Eukaryota; Fungi; Ascomycota; Leotiomycetes; Helotiales; Drepanopezizaceae. The record is from RefSeq and is a predicted model, not a curated record.
AUGCCUCCUUCCAAGCCCAAGGCUUCUGAAAUGGCUGCGGAAGCGAAGAAGACAUACAUUCCUUACAUCCGCUACAACUUCAGUGAACAGUGGCCUCCGACAUCCUACCUAUGCUACUCGGAAUCCAUAGUCGCUUCACCCCCACUCAAAGGAGACAUGCAGCAAUGUCGUUUUGCGUUUUACGAAAGAGAUCCCGUCGACCUUGCUCUUGACUGGAUGGAACCAGGAGGCCCACGGAUUCCAGUCAUCAUGUCAGCAAACGAAAAAAGGCCAGGGGGGGAUUGGGAAGCUAGUGUGAUGUCACCAGAAGAAUGUCUUUGCCGGAGAAGUAACUUGAUCGCUACUCUGACGACUCCGGCUGCUGGGGAUUGUCCGUCGAACUAUCCAAUUCCUCCCAAAUGCGGAAUCUACUCGGCAAAUGUGGUAGUGUUUCGAGAUGGGCCAGAGAAGUAUGAGCCUUGGUCGGUGUACAAAUCCUUGCCGAUUAUUUCCAUCUGCCCGGUGAAAAGGCCGAAGAUAGACGCUGAGAAGAAGACGUAUACCUUCAAGACCGAGAAGGAGCUGAUGAGAGAUAAGAUCCGCCUCGCGUUACGGAUGGCCGUGUAUUUCAAGCACAUCAACCUUGUCAUCGGGGCAUUUGGCCUCGGAUCGGGCUUCAAGAACCCUCCUGAAGAGGUUGCACUGCUGUGGAGAGACGCGUUACUCAAGGAUCCCGAGUUUGUGGGUCACUUCCGAGACGUGGUCUUCGCUUUCGAUUCGCCGGAAGGGACAGCCGCGGCAAGCUCGGGCUCCAAGUCAAGCUCGAAGUCAAGCUCGAAGUCAAGCUCGAAAUCGUCGUCGAAGAGCUCGUCCUCCUUGCCCGCCACCAGCCCAUCCGCUGACCUGGACGUCUUCCGGCGUGUGUUCAAGCCUGCCAACGUCCACAAUGCUUUCCAAACACCUAUCACUUCAUCGAUGUACUCACCUGCUUCCAGUUCAUCAUCCAGCUCGACGUACCAUUGA